Bicyclus anynana (squinting bush brown) is the source of this 1657-nucleotide messenger RNA. RefSeq names its product neuropeptide CCHamide-2 (gene CCHa2). Bases 132 to 524 code for a protein of 130 amino acids. The transcript is spliced from 6 exons. Lineage: Eukaryota; Metazoa; Arthropoda; Insecta; Lepidoptera; Nymphalidae. The record is from RefSeq and is a predicted model, not a curated record.
GGACCAUAGUAGUGUCUGUGGGCGGCGCUUAAAAGCGCGCGUCCGGCCCGCCGCCGCGCACUUUAAGCUUCGCGCGCGGACCCGUCGCGUCCCGGACACGCCGCGCCGACCGUCGCGACUACUGCACAGUCAUGGCGCACAGCAUCCUGGCCGCCUCCGUCAUCGCCGUCCUCGUCAUCUCCGUGGGCGUGGGCGCCAAGCGCGGGUGCUCCGCGUUCGGCCACUCGUGCUACGGCGGCCACGGCAAGAGGAGCGACUCCUCGCUGCGGUCGAGCUCCGAGCUGCUGGGCCAGCCCGGCCAGGCCGAGACGCCGCCGCAGCCGAUGUAUCCGCAGCCGUACGGGGUGCUGUCCGCGGGGGAUGACAUCAUCCCUGUGAGGGACGGAGGAGCCUACGACCGGGACGGGCUGCGGGCGCGAGACGCCUUGAAGAUGAAGAUGCGAAACAUUCUCAGAUAUUGGAUGGACUACUACCGGCGGUCACGGAGCACUGAGGACGGCCCCUACACCUUCGACGCUCUCUAAACUGUACUCGGUUGCGAUACUAACUUAUAUGUACAUUUUGAAUACGGUUCGACGAAAUACGCUCGGUUAUUUGUACUUAUCCAAAUAUCCUCCACAUCAACACAUACAAGUUAAGUUGUUGUCAACUGGGUUCUGAUAACUUGUUAGCUAUUUAACAUGAUGACUUUUGCCUUUAGAGUUUCUAUAAAUCUUCAAUGAUCGUGCUUAUUUCGUGAACUUCCACUUGACUGUUUUAGAUAUAUAGAUAUAUUUACUUUAACGGUAUUUGAAAGUAUAAUUAAUUCGAAGUCCUAAGUCUUUUUAAAAAAAUAAUUAGUCAAUUAAAAAUGUUACACGAAAAAAAUAUUUAUAUUUUCCAUAAAACCGUUUUGUUUUGUUUCAAAAGGCUGGAUUCCUUUGUUACUCUUUGUUGCUGAAUAUAAUUAGUGCCUUUUAAUUCCUUGAAGCGGUUGAUUAAAAAAACCUUAUGCUUUUGCUUUGUGUUGUAAAACAAAUUACUUACAUGCUCGAUGUACAAUCAUAAAAUUAACAACCCAAAUUUUUUUUUGAUUUAUAUUUAUAUUUUUGAAUGAUUUUUAUAAAUUAACGAUGUAUAGUCACUUUAUAUUUAAAAUAUACAAAUAAUAAGAAUAUUUUUAUUUUAUAAAAACUUUUUUCAUAACUAUAGGAACAUCUUAAUAGUUAAAUUACAGUGUAUUGUAAAAUUACAGUAAAAUGUAUUGUAGUACCACUAAGAAAUCAAUGAGUGAAAACUCAAUACAAAUAUAACAACCGAUUUCCGUUUUAAAUAUAAAUAUCUUAUUUUAACAUUUUAGUACCACUUAUUAAAUUAUUAUUUCUGUAUGGUCUGUUUUUUAGUUUUAAAAAAAUCACCAAUAAUAUGUCGAGCAUGUACUGCUAUGUACUUUAUUUAUUCAAAAACUCUGUGGUUAAUUUCUCGUUUCAUACUUCAUCUUCCUAUAGAAAAAAAGGUUUAUAAAAAGUUGAAUUUUGUGAUCAUUUGUAUAAACUUAUUACAUAAUAAUCUUAGUAAAGUGUACACAGUAGUGUUGUACCGUCUCUAGUGUACCAUCGACUCGUGACAUCGUACCGUAGUGAAGCAAAGAUUGUGUAUUAUUAUUACUAAUAAAUGG